This is a messenger RNA of Myxozyma melibiosi, 777 nucleotides long. RefSeq names its product synaptobrevin-domain-containing protein. The record is from RefSeq and is a predicted model, not a curated record. NCBI's taxonomy places the organism in Eukaryota, Fungi, Ascomycota, Lipomycetes, Lipomycetales, Lipomycetaceae. The transcript has 3 exons. Gene Ontology annotation, biological process: vesicle-mediated transport. Gene Ontology annotation, cellular component: membrane. The coding region runs from base 1 to 777 and encodes 258 amino acids.
AUGCCGGCAUCGAACUUUCUCUACGCCUGCGUGGCGCACGGUACCACCGUCCUUGCCGACUAUGCUCCCAUCCGCUCGAACGCAAACGCCGUCGCCGCCCUCAUCCUCCCCAAGAUCCCCGUCGAGGACGACACAAAAUUGACCUACAUCCACAAUAACUGGCUCGUCCACUACAUUACCACCGCCGCCAACGAUGUCGUUCCCGAGGGCGUCACCUUCCUCGCCAUCACCCUCUCCACCGUCCCGCGCCGAGUUCCAUUUGCCUACCUGGUCGAGGUCCAGCGCAAGUUCAACGAGACUUUCGCCGAGGAGCAAGUCGGCGAGUGCGACCAGCCCUACGCCCUCGCUUCCUUCUCGCACACGCUCGGCCAGCUCAUGAUUAAGGCCGAUUCGACGCAGGACCGCGCCGCUACCGUGCGUCAGGAAAUCGACCAGGUCAAGGACAUCAUGUCGCAGAACAUCGAGCGCGUGAUUGAGCGGGGCGAGCGCAUCGAGAACCUCGUCGACAAGACCGACCACAUGAACCAGACCGCUUUCGCCUUCCGCAAGCGCUCGACUGCCUUGCGGCGUGAGAUGUGGUGGAAGAACAAGCGGUUGCUUGUCAUGAUUGUCAUUGCUGUCAUCUUCCUCAUCUACGUACUCGUUGGCUUCGGUUGCGGUCUGCCCUCAUGGCAGAAUUGCACCCGGGGAAACCAGAACAACAACAACAACAACAACAACGCCAACGGCAACAACGCCAACAACGGUAACAACGGUAACAACAACGGCAAUAACUAA